Molecule: messenger RNA, 8646 nt
Organism: Oncorhynchus mykiss (rainbow trout)
Lineage: Eukaryota; Metazoa; Chordata; Actinopteri; Salmoniformes; Salmonidae
Source: RefSeq, a predicted model, not a curated record
CAACAGCAGUAGUUAGUGUCUCGUGUCAGGAUCAGCAGCAGAGAGCUACGGACACACUUUCUGAAUAUAUUAUCUUGUUAUUUAUAACGAUACACUGCCGCGCUGUUGAAUAGUUUAUGUCAUAGUUUUAACGUUCAGAAAUAGCGACGAUGCGUGGAUAUUAGGGAAGCGUUUGAAAAGAGAGAAAGAAAGAAAGAAAGAACGAACGAAAGAGGGGAAAAGACUGACCGCUGGAUUUAAUUUCCAACUGGAAUGCUGUUGUUGAUAGAGAGAGAACGGGCGGUGUGUGUGUGUGUGUGUGUGUGUGUGUGUGUGUGUGUGUGUGUGUGUGUGUGUGUGUUUGUGUUUGUGUGUGUGUGAAAUAGUGUGUGUUUGCGAGGUAAGUGUGUAGCGGGCUAUGCCUCGUCUCUUUGGUCUCUGGUCCUGGAUCGUGUGAAUUCCCCGGGCUCCAGUUACUAAACUACCCGGCAGACAGCAGCCUCAGCCCGGCCACAGGGAGGGGAACACUAGCUCAUGUAGUCUCUGUUCUUUCUCCUAUCCCCCAUACCCCUCCAUACCCCUCUCUCCGGGCUCAGAGGAAAUGAGGACACAGUGGAUAGCGGAGGAACAAGGAGGAGUUUCAGGUGGGAUUAUAAACUUGUUUUGACUUUUGCUUUGAUCCUGGGGACUUCAGCGUUUUUGGCGGUAGGUUAAAUAAUUAACGCUAACCUUAAAAAAACAAAAAAACUACGGAUAAAAGAGGGAAUAUGACCGGUUGUUGAUGAUGACUGCUGACCUCGCGGAGACCGAGUUAACUGCUUUUCGUGACUGAUGUGGGUGGCGCGGCGUGCCGACACUGGACCUAGCUGACACCCCACCGGGACAGAGGUUCUGAUCGGUGAUCAAUAAUCCAGGAGAGUAACGGGAGUACCUGGCCGGUAUGGAGCGGCGCGGGGGCAAUUGGAGCACCGUGACCGUGUUGUGGCUCGUGCUGAUCGAGCUGGUUUUGUCACCUUGUAUGGCAGAGGAAGAAGUGGUAAUGAACACUAAACUAGAGACGUCAGAUCUACGAUGGACCGUUUACCCACACACAGACUCUGAGUGGGAGGAGAUGAGUGGUCUGGAUGAUGAAGGGACCAGCGUGAGAACCUAUCAGCUGUGUCCUGGAGACAGCAGCACCUCUCAUUGGCUUAGGAGCCGGCUGAUCCCCCGAAGGACUGCCUCCGUGCUCUACGUAGAGAUACGGUUUACGAUGAUGGAGUGUUCGUCGCUUCCCUUCAACUCCCACCGGUCCUGUAAAGAGACGUUCAACCUGCACUACUAUCAGACAGACACGGACGAAGCUACCAACACACACCCUGCCUGGAUGGAGAACCCCUAUACUAAGGUGGACACAGUAGCAGCUGACUUCCUGCUUCGUAGGGGCGGAGAGAGGAAGUCCAACGUGAAGACUCUCAGGAUUAGUCGGUUGACUAAAAGGGGCGUGUACCUAGCCUUCCAGGCACAGGGAGUCUGCAUGGCCUUAUUGGCUGUCAGGGUGUAUUUUAAGAAGUGCCCCACCCUGACGCGUUCCUUCUCCCGAUUCCCUGAGACUGUUCCACAUACCUUGGUGGAGGGGGCUCAAGGAGAGUGUGUAGACAACGCCGUGACCCCCCCGGGCGAGCUGGCACGCCCUCCCAGCAUGCUGUGCGGUGAGGACGGACAGUGGGUCGGUCAGCCGGCCACUGCCUGCGCCUGUCGGCCAGGGUAUGAAGCUACAGACACAGACCUCCGAUGCAAAGCUUGUCCAGUGGGUCAGUAUAAGGCAGGUCCAGGAGUCGGUGGGUGUGUCCUGUGUCCGACCAAUAGCAACACUUUGGUAACAGGCUCCUCCUACUGCCUCUGUCGUCCCGGUUACCACAGAGCAGAUUCCGACCCCACACACACACCCUGCACACGCCCCCCCUCAGCGCCACGCUCCAUUGUAACCCAGAUCAACGACACCAUGGUGACGUUAGAGUGGUCGGAACCUUUGGAACGCGGUGGCCGUGGAGACCUGACCUAUAGCGUUGGGUGUGUCCGCUGUGGCGCCUCCCCUCAGAGGGCAUGUCUUCCCUGUGAAGAGGGCGUGUCCUAUCGCCCCAGCCAGCACGGCCUAUCACAGCGCAGGGUGGUCAUCCGCGGGCUCCUCCCACACACCACCUACACCUUCACGGUUCAGUCAGAGAACGGCGUCUCACAGCUCAGCCUAUCGGAACCCUCCGUGGAAAGGGUCAAUAUCACAACCAGCCGAGACGUCCCAGCCCCGGUCUCAGGUAUAAGAAGGACCAAGGCAUCAGAGAACAGUCUGACUCUACAGUGGAACAGUCUCCAAAACACACACUACACUGUCCUGGAGUACCAGCUACGAUACUGUCCCAAGGACGGUCCAGAGUCUGGUCAGUGGCAGUAUGUAACCAGCGUGGUCAGUAGUGUUGUGGUCAGUAACCUCCAGAGGUCUACUAGUUACCAGGUGCAGGUCAGAGCCAGGACCAUGGCUGGAUACAGCAACUUCUCCCCAGCCUCGACCUUCACCACCCUGCCUGACAAAGUAGAGGCCCACUCUCAGCUGAUGGUGACAGGCGUUCUGGUUGCCAUGGGGAUACUCCUCCUUAUUACCGCGGUGAUCAUUGCUGGAUACUGCUACUGUAAACACAUGUGUGUGAAGGAUAUAGAGAUGAAUGAUCAGAAUGGACAGUACCUGAUGAGACAGACAGGUAUGAAGGUGUACAUCGACCCGUUCACCUACGAAGAUCCCAACGAGGCGGUUAGAGACUUCGCUAAAGAGAUAGACGUGUCCUUCGUCAAGAUAGAGGAGGUCAUUGGAGCUGGUGAGUUUGGAGAGGUCUGUCGAGGCAGACUGAAGGUCCCUGGGAAGAAGGAGAACUAUGUGGCCAUCAAGACUCUGAAAGGAGGAUACACUGACAAACAGAGGAGGGACUUCCUGUCUGAGGCCUCCAUCAUGGGUCAGUUCCAGCACCCCAAUAUCAUCCACCUGGAAGGAGUCAUCACGGCCUCCUGUCCUGUUAUGAUACUGACUGAGUUUAUGGAGAAUGGGGCCCUCGACAGCUUCCUUAGGUUAAACGAUGGUCAGUUCACACCUAUCCAGCUGGUGGGAAUGUUACGUGGGAUAGCAUCAGGUAUGAAGUAUCUAUCGGAGAUGAGCUAUGUCCAUCGAGACCUGGCAGCUCGCAACAUCCUAGUCAACUCUAACCUGGUCUGUAAGGUAUCUGACUUCGGCCUGUCACGAUUCCUCCAGGAGAACUCCUCUGACCCCACAUACACCAGCUCACUGGGUGGUAAAAUCCCCAUACGUUGGACAGCUCCAGAGGCGAUCGCGUUCAGAAAGUUUACAUCGGCCAGUGACGCGUGGAGCUACGGCAUCGUGAUGUGGGAGGUGAUGAGCUUCGGGGAACGGCCGUACUGGGACAUGAGUAACCAGGAUGUGAUCAAUGCUAUAGAACAGGACUACCGUCUGCCCCCCCCACCAGAGUGUCCCUCCUCUCUCCACUCCCUCAUGUUGGACUGUUGGCAGAAAGAGAGAGCUGCUCGUCCACGAUUCGCCAACGUGGUCUCAGCGCUCGAUAGGCUGAUCAGAAACCCCGCCUCCCUGAAGAUCACACAGCCGGACGGACCUGGUUCCUCCCAGCCCCUGUUAGACCAGCGCCCCCCCCCUCCCCUGUCAGCCUGUGGGUCUGUCUCAGAGUGGCUUCAUGCUAUCAAGAUGUCUCGUUAUGAAGAGAGCUUUACACAGGCAGGAUUCACCAACCUGGAGGUCAUCGCACAGAUCUCUACAGAGGACCUGUUGCGUAUAGGAGUGACUCUAGCGGGACACCAGAAGAAGAUUCUCUCUUCCAUCCAGACCCUUAGAGUUCUCAAAACUCCUCCCACACUCAGAUACUGACCAAUCACCUAUUACAGCCUCCUGGAAGCUCCCCCCACCCUUCCAUACUGGCCAAUCACACCAAAGCCCUUCAACAAGCCACCAGCCAACCACGUACCAGUUGUGACGAUGUCACUACGCCAACGGUGUCCCAAGCCAAUCAUUGUACUCGGUUCCACUGUGAUGACACAAUAGAUGUGUGUGUACUCUUCAACCAAUCAGGCAGACGGAGAGAGAGACAGACAUGAACUCUCUCCUGAGAGAUUCCUUCAGUUUUACAAUACUGCCUUGUUGGAGUCCACAGGAAUACUGGACAUUAACUUGGUUUUAUAAUACUGCCUUGUUGGAGUCCACAGGAAUACUGGACAUUAACUUGGUUUUAUAAUACUGCCUUGUUGGAGUCCACAGGAAUACUGGACAUGAACUUGGUUUUAUAAUACUGCCUUGUUGGAGUCCACGGGAAUACUCAACAUUAACUUGGUUUUAUAAUACUGCCUUGUUGGAGUCCACGGGAAUACUCAACAUUAACUUGGUUUUAUAAUACUGCCUUGUUGGAGUCCACGGGAAUACUCAACAUUAACUUGGUUUUACAAUACUGCCUUAUUGGAGUCCACGGGAACACUCAACAUUAACUUGGUUUUAUAAUACUGCCUUGUUGGAGUCCACGGGAAUACUCAACAUUAACUUGGUUUUAUAAUACUGCCUUGUUGGAGUCCACGGGAAUACUCAACAUUAACUUGUUUUUAUAAUACUGCCUUGUUGGAGUCCACGGGAAUACUGGACAUUAACUUGGUUUUACAAUACUGCCUUGUUGGAGUCCACAGGAAUACUCAACAUUAACUUGGUUUUAUAAUACUGCCUUGUUGGAGUCCACAGGAUUACUGGACAUGAACUUGGUUUUAUAAUACUGCCUUGUUGGAGUCCACAGGAAUACUGGACAUUAACUUGGUUUUAUAAUACUGCCUUGUUGGAGUCCACGGGAAUACUCAACAUUAACUUGGUUUUAUAAUACUGCCUUGUUGGAGUCCACGGGAAUACUCAACAUUAACUUGGUUUUAUAAUACUGCCUUGUUGGAGUCCACGGGAAUACUGGACAUUAACUUGGUUUUAUAAUACUGCCUUGUUGGAGUCCACGGGAAUACUGGACAUUAACUUGGUUUUAUAAUACUGCCUUGUUGGAGUCCACGGGAAUACUGGAUAUUAACUUGGUUUUACAAUACUGCCUUGUUGGAGUCCACGGGAAUACUCAACAUUAACUUGGUUUUAUAAUACUGCCUUGUUGGAGUCCACAGGAAUACUGGACAUUAACUUGGUUUUAUAAUACUGCCUUGUUGGAGUCCAUGGGAAUACUGGACAUGAACUUGGUUUUACAAUACUGCCUUGUUGGAGUCCACGGGAAUACUCAACAUUAACUUGGUUUUAUAAUACUGCCUUGUUGGAGUCCACAGGAAUACUGGACAUUAACUUGGUUUUAUAAUACUGCCUUGUUGGAGUCCACAGGAUUACUGGACAUGAACUUGGUUUUAUAAUACUGCCUUGUUGGAGUCCACAGGAAUACUGGACAUUAACUUGGUUUUAUAAUACUGCCUUGUUGGAGUCCACGGGAAUACUGGACAUUAACUUGGUUUUAUAAUACUGCCUUGUUGGAGUCCACGGGAAUACUGGACAUUAACUUGGUUUUACAAUACUGCCUUAUUGGAGUCCACGGGAAUACUCAACAUUAACUUGGUUUUACAGUACUGCCUUGUUGGAAUACUCGACAUUAACUUGGUUUUAUAAUACUGCCUUGUUGGAGUUCACGGGAAUACUGGACAUUAACUUGGUUUUAUAAUACUGCCUUGUUGGAGUCCACAGGAAUACUGGACAUUAACUUGGUUUUAUAAUACUGCCUUGUUGGAGUCCACGGGAAUACUCAACAUUAACUUGGUUUUAUAAUACUGCCUUGUUGGAGUCCACGGGAAUACUCAACAUUAACUUGGUUUUAUAAUACUGCCUUGUUGGAGUCCACGGGAAUACUGGACAUUAACUUGGUUUUAUAAUACUGCCUUGUUGGAGUCCACGGGAAUACUGGACAUUAACUUGGUUUUAUAAUACUGCCUUGUUGGAGUCCACGGGAAUACUGGACAUUAACUUGGUUUUACAAUACUGCCUUGUUGGAGUCCACGGGAAUACUCAACAUUAACUUGGUUUUAUAAUACUGCCUUGUUGGAGUCCACAGGAAUACUGGACAUUAACUUGGUUUUAUAAUACUGCCUUGUUGGAGUCCAUGGGAAUACUGGACAUGAACUUGGUUUUACAAUACUGCCUUGUUGGAGUCCACGGGAAUACUCAACAUUAACUUGGUUUUAUAAUACUGCCUUGUUGGAGUCCAUGGGAAUACUGGACAUGAACUUGGUUUUACAAUACUGCCUUGUUGGAGUCCACGGGAAUACUCAACAUUAACUUGGUUUUAUAAUACUGCCUUGUUGGAGUCCACAGGAAUACUGGACAUUAACUUGGUUUUAUAAUACUGCCUUGUUGGAGUCCAUGGGAAUACUGGACAUGAACUUGGUUUUACAAUACUGCCUUGUUGGAGUCCACGGGAAUACUCAACAUUAACUUGGUUUUAUAAUACUGCCUUGUUGGAGUCCAUGGGAAUACUGGACAUGAACUUGGUUUUACAAUACUGCCUUGUUGGAGUCCACGGGAAUACUGGACAUGAACUUGGUUUUACAAUACUGCCUUGUUGGAGUCCACAGGAAUACUGGACAUUAACUUGGUUUUAUAAUACUGCCUUGUUGGAGUCCACAGGAAUACUGGACAUGAACUUGGUUUUACAAUACUGCCUUGUUGGAGUCCAUGGGAAUACUGGACAUGAACUUGGUUUUACAAUACUGCCUUGUUGGAGUCCACGGGAAUACUGGACAUGAACUUGGUUUUACAAUACUGCCGGGAUCCUCUGGGAAUACCGUUGGAAUACUGUGGAAGAUUUCUCCCCUGGAACACUGUUUGGGAUGAAGGAUUUCGCCCAAUCAGGUUUUCCCAGAUAUUCCCUCUGACUGAGGUGUGGUGCUGGACUUUGUAGACUGACUGCUUCUAGAGAGACUGCCUCUGAUUUAAACCUGACUUCUAGAGAGACUGACUGAUUUAAAACAUGACUUCUAGAGAGACUGCCUCUGAUUUCAAACAUGACUUCUAGAGAGACUGACUGAUUUAAAACCUGACUUCUAGAGAGACGGACUCUGAUUUAAAACCUGACUUCUAUAGAGACUGACUGAUUUAAAACAUGACUUCUUCUAGAGAGACUGACUAUGAUUUAAAACAUGACUUCUAGAGAGACUGACUGAUUUAAAACCUGACUUCUAGAGAGACGGACUCUGAUUUAAAACCUGACUUCUAGAGAGACUGACUCUGAUUUAAAACCUGACUUCUAGAGAGACUGACUCUGAUUUAAAACCUGACUUCUAGAGAGACUGACUGAUUUAAAACCUGACUGCUUCUAGAUAGAUUGCCUCUGAUUUAAAUCCUGACUUCUAGAGACUAACUCUGAUUUAAAACCUGACUUCUAGAGAGACUGACUCUGAUUUAAAACAUGACUUCUAGAGAGACUGACUCUGAUUUAAAACCUGACUUCUAGAGAGACUGACUCUGAUUUAAAACCUGACUGCUUCUAGAGAGACUGACUCUGAUUUAAAACCUGACUGCUUCUAGAGAGACUGACUCUGAUUUAAAACCUGACUGCUUCUAGAGAGACUGACUCUGAUUUAAAACCUGACUUCUAGAGAGACUGACUCUGAUUUAAAACCUGACUGCUUCUAGAGAGAUUGCCUCUGAUUUAAAACCUGACUUCUAGAGACUGACUCUGAUUUAAAACAUGACUUCUAGAGAGACUGACUCUGAUUUAAAACAUGACUUCUAGAGAGACUGACUCUGAUUUAAAACCUGACUGCUUCUAGAGAGACUGACUCUGAUAACAUGAUCAGGUCUAUAUGAACUUCUUAGGAACGAGAGGGAGGGGAUAAAACAAAGAGAGAGAGAGAGAGGGGGAGAGAGAUAGAGAGAGGGUAAAACAGAGAGAGGGGUUGUAAAACACAGAGAGAGAGAGAGAGAGAGAGAGAGAGAGGGUAAAAGAAAGAGAGAGAGAGAGAGAGAGGGUAAAAGAGAGAGAGAGGAUAAAACAGAAAGAGAGAGAGAGAAGGUAAAACAGAGAGAGAGAUAGGAGGAUGGAAGACUAUAAAAGACUGAUAAAGAUGGACAAUUCUCCUCUCCUCUAUCAUCUCUCCAUCUAUUUGUUCCUGGGUCAGUGUUUAAAGAUACAAUACUACCGCGGUCUAGUGAGACUGCUGCGCUGAGACUUUCAGAAUGUCUGCUGCCAUUUCAUGACCUCUCCCAAGUCACAGAGGUACUGAUGGACCCUAGAGUUGACCUCUGACCCGAGCCCAUGUCUCCAUGACCUAUGGAACUAUGGGACUUUAGUCCUGAGGCCUCUCCCGUUGCAUUAUGGGUGAGGUAGAAUCCCAGGCCCUCACAUUGAACUCUCUGUAUUGAAGUUGUUUAUUGUUUAUUAUUAUGAUGAAUUCAGGAUGUUUUGUAAUAAUUAUAAUUAUUCUGUUACCUUUUCUAAGAAACAGUUAUUAAAUAUGACUGAUAUAUAUUAUUGUUAUAGUAUAUAUACAGUCGUACAUAUGACUGAGCGAUGUCUAUUUGAGAGAAGAUUGAUUGGGAGAGGGGCUUGUCUGUCUGUUGCUGUGACCAAUCACAAUAAAGAUGACUUAAGCUGUCCCGCC